UGCUCUCCCGUGGAGCUGUUUUCUACAGUAGAGUAAGAGUCCAGUGCAGGGCUGGUCUUCUUUAAAUCACAUGAGGAACCAUUUUAAGGCGGAGGCUGUUCGCUCUGUGCUUUCUGUUUCAUUCUUAGACUGCAGCAAUGGCUGACCAAGAGCAAAACAGAAAAGAAGAAUUUCUGAAAACUCAACAAGGUUUCAGAGAAAAUGCCUACAAGAUUAUCAUGAAGAUGGAUGACUGGUCUAACAUGGCCCCAGGAAGUAAACACUUAGUGGAUGAGAUUCUUCACAGCAUCUUCUUUUUGGGCAAAAUCAACAAAAUCCCUUUUUCUCCAGAAGAAAUAAUCUCUGAUGGUGAUAUUUUGAAAGCCUUAAAGGAAAAAUUUCCCAGACCUUUUCAAUUCUAUCUGACUCAGCUUCCCAGACGGAGUCCGUUCUCCUGUGUGCUCGACAUGAUUGUCCUGCUGAAGAAUCCAGAGAACGAAGAGCAAAUAAGAAAGAGUCUGCAAGAACUCAUCAAAAACCUUGCUCCACUUUUUCUGGUCUCCUCCACCAUCUGCAUUUCCCAGAAAUCCAAAACCGACCAAAAUUCAGAGAGGUACUACGGAGUCUCCAUGUCCACCAACGGUCCUAACCCGGGGAAAAUUGUGAUUGCUGCCUCCUGUCUUAGCAAAUGGGAUGAAUAUGUAUCUGGUGCAGUGAUGACCUAUUAUCCAAAAAAGGUCAAGAAAGAUUACUUUGAUGGAACCAUUGAAGUACCUGGAGACAUCAGGUGUGAGGCAUUUAAUCUCAGUAAUGAUGAAAAAAUGAACCCUUGCAGAUCAUGUCACAAUUUGUUUGGCUUGAACACAGACGACACCAAAGACUGGCCUUUGGUAACUGUGCUGAACCCGAGAGCCUGAGCAACUUGCUUACA
Maylandia zebra (zebra mbuna) is the source of this 910-nucleotide messenger RNA. RefSeq lists its product as uncharacterized. The record is from RefSeq and is a predicted model, not a curated record. NCBI's taxonomy places the organism in Eukaryota, Metazoa, Chordata, Actinopteri, Cichliformes, Cichlidae.